Molecule: messenger RNA, 1131 nt
Organism: Leishmania braziliensis MHOM/BR/75/M2904
Lineage: Eukaryota; Euglenozoa; Kinetoplastea; Trypanosomatida; Trypanosomatidae
Exons: 1
Coding region: 1-1131 (376 amino acids)
Biological process (GO): translation
Cellular component (GO): ribosome
Molecular function (GO): structural constituent of ribosome
Source: RefSeq, a predicted model, not a curated record
AUGGGCUGGCGUGCAGCUGUGGCGUCUCAGUCGGUCCGUCCUACUGUUUUCAAGCACGCGCGCUCUCACCUACUCAAAACCUGCGUCGCUGUCGCUUGUGUCAGCCGCAGCGCCUGUGUGGGUGCGUGUGUGGUGUUUUGCCCCGCCUCUCCCUUCUUCACGCCACUGGUUGUUGCACCAGCGCGCGGUAUGCUCCUUCACAGCGCGACGCGCUUUGCACGGGUGUACGGUGGCGGGGCCACUUCUGCCUUCGCCCCGGGUAGCAGUUGCUCCUCGACUGCCUCUGCCGGCGCCGACUUGUCGACGGCUGCCAGCACCAUCCACCCCAGCAGUCGAUCCAUCCGUGCCAAGGCGCUUCUCGGACGCAAGGCACGCCAGGGUACCCUCUUUGCGAUCGCCAACGAUGUCAGCAUGAGUGAACAGCGUAUUCGGCAGCAGCUUAACGCUCUGCUAGCCGACGAGCGAGACCCCCUGGCUGAGGCUCGUCGCCAAAACGCUGCAGGAAGCGCUGCGCUGUCGGGUCGUCCGCUUCCGCAACGGCGGCUGGUGAACCUGCCAGGAGUCGAGCGGGUCCGCGACCUCCCUGCUGACCCGAUCACGCGCCUCUUUUUCCAGCACCAAGGCGACCACGCGCUGUACUACGGCACCUACGAUCAGCCCAGUCAACUCGAUGAGGACCGUGUGCAGCUAGAAAAGCGCGAGCCGAAGGAUUGGACCUUUAACGUCAUUACCCCCAUGUACGACUUCUGUCACCGUCUGCGCGAGGCAUCGGAGCAGCGUAAGCGCUUUGUGAUCGUGCCCUCGACGAUCGAGACACGCGGGUGUGCGAAGGUGUUGCUCGAUCACGGACUCGUCGCUGGUUUUCGCGACUUCAACAACGACCGUGCUUUCGCUGUCGAGCUGAAGUACUUCCAAAAUGAGCCCACAAUCAAUGUCGUUGAGCCUUGCAGCUACGAUGGCAAGACAGAGUUCGAGUGGUCACCCAAGAUGAUGAGGCGUCUCCUGAACACGCACGGCAUCCAUAACCGACUCAUCAUCUACAUCUGCCGCACCGCAGACAACCGCAUCAUCGACCACAUCCAAGCAGUGAAAGAGUGUAUCGGUGGACGUGGCUUGAUGAUGGCUCACUAA